Molecule: messenger RNA, 2126 nt
Organism: [Candida] anglica
Lineage: Eukaryota; Fungi; Ascomycota; Pichiomycetes; Serinales; Debaryomycetaceae
Source: the annotation of a GenBank genome assembly
UUUCCUUAAAAGUGACCUUGAUAUCUAACGACUGUGUAUUAUGUUGAUAAACUGAAAGAUCUAACAAUCUUUGCGCACUUUACUUUUUAUUUUUUGAUUUUGGGUUCUAUUUAUUUUUUGAUUAUAAGGUAAACAAACUAAUCAGUAAUUCUUUCAAUAAUAUUUUCUUAACUCAUUGUAAUCCUUAUAUAACCUAUUUAUCAUGGAUGAAGAUUAUGUCCAAGCUGAUGACCCUGAAAUUGUUGCUGAAGAGUAUAUGAUUGGAAACGAUGAAGAUGAUGGGAGCUCAUUUUCAGAACCUUCUCCUCCUCCUAAACCGAAGAAAUCACCAUCAAUUAAAAAGGCAGCAGGACCGAAAAAAAAGGCCCCCACCAAGUCUGCAAUGGUAACUACAGAUCCUCUGAAGGCUUCAGCAACCUCGCAGGCAAAGGGUGGGACUAGAGAUUUCCCAUUUAAACAAAGAUUCUUACUUAAUUAUGGCCAUAACGAAGAAUACUAUCAACAAAGUAUGAGAUAUAAGUCACAAUGGCAAGAUAAAAUGUUUUACCUUUCAGAAGAUCAAUUGAAAGAAAAUACAUCCAAAGACCCUCAUACUUUGAAGCUGUUACCCGAUGUGAGCAGUGGGAGUAUCCCACCUCUCCUUUUGGAAACAGUUAAUGAAGAGCAGUUUCUGAAUUUAUUUGGACUUAAAGGUGGGUCAGAAAUUAAAUUAUCUUUGCAACAGGGCCCAAAAGAAAUUUCUACCAAGCUUAAUUUUGGUGAAUAUUUGAAGUUGAAUGAUUCAAUUGCUAGAAAUGGUUUAUUUUUAAAUGCCGGAGGACAUGUGACAUCUAUGAAAUGGUUGCCUGGUGUAUCUGAAGAUGAAAGAUAUCAUUACUUGGCCACUACAGUUAUACGAAGUGCUAAUGGAAUAGAAUCUACUAUAAAUGACCACAAAAUAUCUCUUUUGGAAUCUAAAAAUAGUCAACUCAAUUCUGAUUUAAAACAUGGUAUUCAAAUUUGGAGAUUUGAUUCUCAUCAGAAUCAUUUCAGUCUAUAUAAAUUCCUUCUUACAACGUCAAUUGGUAUAAGUUCUGACAUAGGGUGGAUUCCAAGUAAAUGGACUCAUGGUACAUCAGACGAUGAUAUUUUGGGAGUGUUAUGCGGGACAUUUUCAGAUGGGAAGCUCCACGUUUUAAAGAUCAACAAAAAUACUUAUCCUAAUCAACCAGAAUUGGCAAAUAUAUUACAAACCUCGUUAAGUUAUGGUAUCAGUGAUACUUUAGAUAGUACUGUAUCGAUAACGUGCUACGAUUUUUUAGGUCAUGGAAAGAUUUUCGUUGGUUUAUCAAAUGGAUCAAUUGCAGAAUUUAUAUUACCAUAUCUAUAUUCGGGUGACGUUUCACAAGAGGAGAGUGACAUAACAAUCCCAUCUUAUGUGAUAUCUCUCACGGAAGCUGCUAUAUCAAGUGUAGUGGUGGGUGAAACCGAUCCUAAUCAUUUUACUUUAGUGGUGAAUUCCACUGGAAGUCAAUGCUUUGCAUUGGAAUAUGAAGACUUUCAACAUGGAAGUAUUGGAUCUUGGACUACCAAUUCCUUAAUAAAACCAAUAUACAAUAAAAGUUUGAAACUCAUUGUUUCAACUGAUUCUCAAGAUUCAUUAAAUUAUUCGUUUGCAAGACAUUUACAUGAAAAGCCAACUUUAAUUAUGAAAGUGGACGGAACUGUCACAUCCUAUCAUACUUCAGAAAUUUUAAAUCACCCAUUGGCCCUUUGUGGAUCGUCAAUUGGAGAGGUUCAUGUGGUUAAUAUUGCUAGAAAGAUUCUUCAAGGAGGGAAAACAUCUACUAAAGUCAUUACCCCAUUAUUACUCUGGAAAUUGUCGAAGCAUGGGUCAGAAAUACACAUUUCUGGUGAUCUUGUACCGACGGUGGCUGAUAGGACAACCAAGUUAUAUAUUGCACCCCCAGAGGUUAGUAUAUCUGCUGUUGCGUGGAAUGAAAAUCUUGAUGCUAGUUCCGUAUACACUGCUGCUACAGUUUCCGGGUUAAUAGUUUUGGAAAGAUUGGAUCCAAAAUUCCAUCAGUAAUAUAUCUGCAUAAAUUUGUAUACUAUGUAUUUUUUUCUAAAUUUUGAAUUCACCAAGU